Messenger RNA from Topomyia yanbarensis, 1681 nucleotides. RefSeq lists its product as uncharacterized. Gene Ontology annotation, cellular component: nucleus; transcription regulator complex. Lineage: Eukaryota; Metazoa; Arthropoda; Insecta; Diptera; Culicidae. The coding region runs from base 398 to 1321 and encodes 307 amino acids. The transcript has 3 exons. Gene Ontology annotation, biological process: regulation of transcription by RNA polymerase II. The record is from RefSeq and is a predicted model, not a curated record.
CAGAGUUUUUGGUUUGACAGUUUGGAGAGAUCUCGGCGGAAAAUUUUCCCUGAUCAAAUCCCGACGCAAAUCCCGUGCGAAAUCCCGUCAUCCAUUUCCCGAACUGUAAACUAGCCUUUAAGGCUAGUUUACAGUUCGGAAAACGUGUCACGGGAUUUGGGUCACUGUGUAUUUUAAAUGGAGCUCGGGAUUUCAAAUCCCGUGGCGGGAAAUGAGUCUACACAAAAGUGACAGUUUUUCUGAAGUGUAAACCCAACCGCGGGAUUUGCUCAGGGAAGUAAAACGAAUCUCUACACACUACUUUUUCGGCGGAAACAAAUCGUUUCAAAUUGUUCCCGAGCGGGAUUUGCAUCUGUUGCUGAUUAAAAAUAUUGUUGUUUUAAAGAUUGUUUAAAAUAUGUCUGAACCGGAAAAAUUGUAUACAGAGAUUGACUAUCUCGAGGUUGUCUAUGAUCAGGAGGAUGUUUUUUGUGAAGAACUAAAUCAGGAAGACAUUCUAGAACAGGAAAAUACGGAGCCACCGCCUAAAAAACGAAAACGUACAUUUAAACCAACAAAAAGAAACUAUGAGACUGAAAUUAAACUUGCUCUUUGUGCGGAAAUUCGAAAAUAUCCUUGUUUAUAUCAAAUAACAAACAAGGAUUAUUCGAACAAAAUCGCCAAAGAUGCUAUUUGGCAUCAAAUUAGCUCUACUGUCUCGUCAUCCUUGAAUAGAUCCGUCACCGUUCUAGAGUGCCGGAAACAUUGGGAUGCUUUGAGGGAAUCGACCAGAAUUUAUUUGGAUAAGGCAAAAAUUAAUAAGAUUGCGGAUAAAUCCGGUGCUCCAGCAGAUAUGUUGGAUCUUUAUCAGGCGGACGGAUCUCAACGUUUCGAUAUAUACCAAGAACGAUGGCCGUUGGCGGAAGCCAUGAGCUUCUUUUUGCCUUCCUGUGCGCGAAAUGCUUUUACGAUUUCUAUUGGGGACUGCAAUUCAAAGACAACUCUGAAGAAAUCCCUAGAGCUUGAAGAAGAAGUGUUAUUGGAAGAAAAUGAGAGCUUCACAGUUCCGGCGACUCCAACGAGCCGAAAUCGAAAUCGCUCUUACAAGAAUGGCAACUCCGACGAGCUCUUGGAUGAAACGUUGUGCUCAGUAGCGUCAUCGUUGUCCAAGCUUGUGGAUUCUAGGAGUUCCACUGAAGAUGGGACUCAACUGAAAUUUAAAGAAUUUCACGUUGAGUUAGAUAAAAUACUGCGUCAGAUGCCAUUCAUGCAUGGCAUGCAGUUUUGCAUGGAUAUGGUGAAACGAGCGAAUGAAACUAUAGACAAUCUAAAACACCCAUAGAAUGUGAAAAUUUAACAUUAUUAUCGUUUUUGCCUUGUGCUACACCGGUGUAGUGUAGUGAGAGAUAGGCUGAUUACACCCAAGUUAGAGUGAAGUGAGUGAAGUACCUACUACACCGGUGUAGUGCACUGUCAACAUGAAAAUGACAUAAAACAGCAAUAAACUGUGCACUGAAUUCUAUGAUUCGAAGGUUAUGAUUUUGCAACAAGUUAUCACAAAUUCAAACGACCAAGCAGGAAACAAUAUCCAAACUCACUAGUCAUCAAAGUCCUCAAGCAAACAGAAUGGUAUUGAAGAAGUCCAAUUUCAGUAUUUGAGCUAUUUAUUUAAGACGGACUGCUGGAGAUACCAUGACGAAAG